AUGCCGGAGGCUCUCCUCAGUUCUCCGACCAUGACGUUUGACAAGUGGUUUCCGCCGCACAACGCCGAUGAAACUCCAUCACUCUUUAAUAUCAGCCUAGACCAAGUAGUAUCUGGCCUGAACUCUGGCCAGUUUACAUCAGUUCAACUGGUCCGCGCGUAUAAAGCGCGAGGUGACGAAGUAGACCACAUAUUUCGAUCUGUGAUUGGGUGGAAUCCGGAUGCAGAAGCGAUAGCCAGAGAGUUGGACUUAGAGAGGGCCAACACGGGUCCCCGAAGCAUAUUCCAUGGAGUGCCUCUCAAGCUCAAAGACAAUACUAUGACACUGGAUAACGUGCCAAGCACAUGCGGGUCAACAGUUCUCGUCGGGAUUCAGUUUGAACAGGAAGCAACUGUAGUCCAGAAACUCCGCCAAGCUGGGGCAAUUGUUGUUGGAAAAUGUAACAUGACCGAGUUCGCUGGCUUCAGGUCAACGAAUGGGCCUACGGCUUGGAGUCCGCGAGGAGGCCAAGCUACUGGCAUCUUUUAUCCGAAUAUGAAAGCGUUUGGGAGCAGCAGUGGUUCCGCCAUUGCUACGGGCUUGGGAAUCACAUUUGCGAGUUUGGGAACUGAGACUGUAUCAAGCAUCGUUGGCCCAGCGGAACGAAGUGCGGUGGUUGGAUUCAAGCCGACAAAACAACUGGUAAAUACCUAUGGAGUUAUUCCUGUCUCCAAUCGCCAGGAUACAAUUGGUCCACUUACACGGAACGUAAGGGACGCCGCCCAGAUCCUUUCGAUCAUCGUGGAAUCAUCAAAUGAUUACGUGACAGACAUGGAUGCCAUCGACAUGGGGAACAUCAAAAUUGGGUUGCUCCGUAAGCCAGGCGACUUUGACGAGCACAGAAUGACAGUUUUCAGCGACAUAGCUGACUCUCUCCGAGAAAUGUCGGCUGGAGUUGUUGACAACGUCAGCUUGGCUGGCUUGCAAGAAUAUGAGAGUCUAUCCGAGCAUGACAAAUCCGUGGCUAUCAAAACCGACCCCGCUGAGUGUUAUCCGAGUUGGAAUGUUGAAAUAAUGGAGAGGGCGAAUGCGACAGACAUGCGGGAUGCGUCAUACUUACGUGCCUUGGAGAAGCAGUGCUACUUCGAGACUGCUGGGGGUAUUGAAGGGGCAAUAGAUUGCAGCGGAUGCCACGUCCUGCUCGCCCCAGGAGGGUCGCUUAUCACCCAAGCUUUAGCAGCAAUGGCAGGUUCACCAGCAAUCAGUCUGCCCGUGGGCUUUUAUCCCGAAGAAACACAUGUGACACAUGAUGACCAUACAGGGCAGGUUUUGACUGCACCCAAUAUUCCCUUCUCUGUAUAUCUCUAUAGUAAACGUUUCAACGAAGCAGUUCUGCUCCGUGUGGCUGAAGAAAUCGAGAGACUGACUGGGAUGGUUGAGAAACGAAGGCCAUACCAAGUGCCGCAAUUAGACUUGAAAGACUUCGUGUAA
Messenger RNA from Pochonia chlamydosporia 170, 1470 nucleotides. Its product is annotated as glutamyl-tRNA(Gln) amidotransferase subunit A. The transcript has 6 exons. NCBI's taxonomy places the organism in Eukaryota, Fungi, Ascomycota, Sordariomycetes, Hypocreales, Clavicipitaceae. The record is from RefSeq and is a predicted model, not a curated record. The coding region runs from base 1 to 1470 and encodes 489 amino acids.